This is a messenger RNA of Acaulospora morrowiae, 388 nucleotides long. Lineage: Eukaryota; Fungi; Glomeromycota; Glomeromycetes; Diversisporales; Acaulosporaceae. The record is from the annotation of a GenBank genome assembly.
AUGACUCAGCUAAGAAAGCCUCGAUUUAAUAAUUUUUAUAUAGCCAUUAUUAUCAAUACUCCAAGUGAACCAUUAUUUAUUGGCGAAUCAUACAAUAUCACCUGGUCAGUGGUUGGCCCUGAACCCACAGCUUUAGGCUCUAUUUCUAUAACUACAGAUCUCAGGAGUCCGAGUGCCGUAGUGAAUAGAGAUAUAGCCGUUAAUGUAAAUCUUACCUAUCACUAUCAGUUAUGGACAGUUGACAUUUGGGCUGGUUACUAUUUCUUUGGGAUUAAGGAUGGCAACACUUCUGCAGAAUCUGGUAUAUUCAGAAUUAACAAUGGUAAUUCUGGUAUAAAUGUCACAUCUUUAAGUACAUCAACAGGAAGUUCAGUUACACCAAUUACUA